Chanos chanos (milkfish) is the source of this 3015-nucleotide messenger RNA. It is a transcript of the gene abtb2a, whose product is annotated as ankyrin repeat and BTB (POZ) domain containing 2a. The record is from RefSeq and is a predicted model, not a curated record. The transcript has 17 exons. Gene Ontology annotation, molecular function: protein heterodimerization activity. NCBI's taxonomy places the organism in Eukaryota, Metazoa, Chordata, Actinopteri, Gonorynchiformes, Chanidae. Bases 1 to 3015 code for a protein of 1004 amino acids.
AUGGCAGCAUUAAACAGCACCAAUAUUAAAACGUUAGAAGAUCUGACACUCGAUUCGGGUUAUGGAGCAGGAGACUCUUGUAGGUCUCUCAGCCGCUCCUCGUCCAAGUCCAACUCUCAGACCCGCAUGGGUGUAUUUUACCGGGGUAACUGGUGGAAUUGCUCCGGCUCAAUGAAUAGCAGAAACAACAGCUGGGACACGGUUAAUACGGUUUUACCGGAGGACAUGGAGGACAUUUUCUCCAAAUGCCCCCGUUUGCCAGAGUUAGAGGAGUUUCCCUGGACAGACGAGGAGAUUGACUCAAUCUUGCGUAAAGUAGCUGGCGACGAGGCUGCUUUCUCAGCAGACUUCAUUCGGAGGUUGUCUUUUCUCUUGCGAAGGGCACUGUUACGGAUCGCUAGAGAGGCGCAGCGCCUGAGUGUCUUGCAUUGUCGCUGCACUCGCUUUGAAGUUCAGAGUGCCAUUCGACUGGUACUGAGUUGGGCACUUGCUGAAAGUUGCGUGUCUGCCACAGUUAAGGCUAUCUCCCUAUACAGCAUGAGCUCUGGAGAGGCACUGCGUAAGCGUAAAUCAUCUAGAUGCUGUCUGACUUUAUCAGUGGGACGCUUUUUCCGAUGGAUGGUGGACACUCGCAUCUCAGUGCGCAUUCAUGAUUACGCAGCCAUCUGCUUGGCUUCCUGCAUGGAAAACUUAGUAGAGGAAAUUGGUGCCCGGGUACUGACUGCUCAGAGCGGACCGAUCCGGUCUCCGGCAGGAGUUGAUGCUCUUGAGGGAGUUAUCAACAAUGACGCGGAACUGUAUGGCGUGCUUCAACAUUACGAGCACUUAAUUUGCGGGAAAAAUGCAAUUGGUGAACUGUCCCUGCCGGCCUGUUUCAGCCCAUACACAGCAGGUCAGGGCUGUGGACUGGAGACUCAGGAAGAGAACUACACACAGUUGGAGUUACGGACCCUUGAGCAGGCUCUGUUGGCCACCUGUGUGGGCACUGUUGCAGAACUCAGCGACCUGGUGUCUCGAGCCAUGCUCCACAUACAGCGUUUGAACAGUAGCCGUCCUGUCUCCAGUCCUAGUCGAUCGUCCUGUGUGCCGAGCGUAUCCUGGUCCCCAGACGCUUUAAGGACACUCUACUACUUCCUGUACAGCCCACAAAUGGAGUCGAUGGAAAACCCCAAUCUGGAGCCUCCUGCCAUCACUCUGAAAAAAGAGAAGCCUUUUCUCCUGCUGCCUCCUCUGAUGGAGUGGAUCCGUGCCUCUAUAGUACACGCGGAGCAUCGAAAGAGUUCACUGGUAGACAGCGACGAUGUCCGUCAGGCCGCCAGACUCCUCCUCCCAGGAUUGGACUGUGAGCCCAGACAGUUAAAGCCAGAGUGUUGUUUUAGCUCCUUUAAGCGUUUAAACUCUAAAGCAGCCAUAGCGAAGUUUAAUCUGGACCUGGGGUUCCGCAUGCUCAUUUGUGGACGAACUGAUCUGAUCGCACAGGCUGUGGAGCUGCUGGGGCCAGAUGGAGUCAACGCUAUGGAUGACCAGGGAAUGACCCCUCUGAUGUACGCAUGCUCAGCAGGAGAUGAAGCUCUUGUCCACAUGCUUAUCAGUGCUGGAGCAAACCUGGACGUAGCAGUGCCCAGCUGUUCUCCCAAACACCCCUCUGUGCACCCAGACACUCGCAACUGGGUUGCCCUCACCUUUGCCGUGCUGCACGGACAUUUACCCGUGGUGCAGCUGCUGUUGGACAUGGGGGCAGAUGUUGAGGGGAGCGCAAUGAGAGCUGGGCACCACAGUUCUGCAGAAACUCCUCUUCAGCUGGCAUCGGCAGCAGGGAACUAUGAGAUGGUGAGUCUUUUGCUGUCCCGAGGUGCUGAUCCAAUGCUCAGGAUGCAUUGUGGGACCUCUUUGACAUCAUCGCUCGAUGAGGAUAUGAACUGCUUCAGUCUCGCUGCAGCACAUGGACACAGGAAUGUGUUGCGGAGGCUGCUGAUUCAACAGGAGGAGGUGCUGUCUCUAGAGGAGAUCCUCGCUGAGGGAGUGUAUGAGGAGGUGGGAGGUGCAGGAGGGAGGAGUGAUGGGGAGGCUCGUGGUCUGUGUAAAGCUCGAAUCAGAGCCCUGCAGGAAGCCAGUCUACACAGCUCUGAGCAUGGGUAUCUGGACAUCACCAUGGAGAUCAGAGCACUGGGUGUGCCGUGGCGUUUGUGCGUGUGGCUGCAGUGUGUGAGCGCUGCACAGGAGCAGGGCCGGGCUGAGCUCACACUCUCUCUCCUCAGAGAUUUCAGCUGCAUUGGAGAAGAACGGUUCAGUGAGGAGUUUCUGUCUGACGGUCUUCCUCUGCUCUUCAGCAUCCUCAGAACCAGCACGAGUGAGGAGAUAUGCUUGCAGCUAGCCACCAUCUUUAGUCAAUGUUAUGGCUCCACACCAGUUCCACCAAUCCCUGAAGAGAAGGACAUGUCCACGGCACAGCUGGAUGCUCAUUUUCUGAACAACUCAGAGAUGUCUGACGUGACGUUUAUGGUGGAGGGCAAGCCAUUCCACGCUCACAAGGUUCUCCUCAUGUCUGCCUCUCCAAGGUUCAGAGAUCUGCUUGGCCCCUGCAGAACAAAUGGCACCACAGAUCACAAAAUGAUAGAAAUCACUGACAUCAAAUAUAGCACGUUUCAGUUAAUGAUGAGCCAUUUAUACAGUGGAGGGACUGCGUGUGUCCAGGCCUCUGGACCUGAUUUGUUAAAACUCUUACCCUUGGCUCAGUCAUUCCAGCUGAAGGCCUUGAAGAGGCUGUGUGAAAUUUUUUGUUCACAGGCUGUAAACACUAGCAACAUUGUCAGUAUCUACCAUACUGCCAAGGUGAGCAGAGCAACACAGCUGAGUCUUUUCUGUGAGGGCUUCUUUCUACAGAAUAUGCCAGACUUGCUCCUGUGUGAGGACUUUAGAGAACUUCUGUUUGGGUCAAACUGUAGCCCAGACAUGCUCGAGGGGUUGAGAACUACACUGGCAUCCAGAAUCCGUUCUCUCUCUGCUUCUAGAUGA